This is a messenger RNA of Lithohypha guttulata, 2262 nucleotides long. RefSeq lists its product as uncharacterized. Gene Ontology annotation, cellular component: cytoplasm. The coding region runs from base 1 to 2262 and encodes 753 amino acids. NCBI's taxonomy places the organism in Eukaryota, Fungi, Ascomycota, Eurotiomycetes, Chaetothyriales, Trichomeriaceae. Gene Ontology annotation, biological process: post-transcriptional regulation of gene expression. The transcript has 3 exons. Gene Ontology annotation, molecular function: mRNA 3'-UTR binding. The record is from RefSeq and is a predicted model, not a curated record.
AUGGCUUCCUACCAGAAUGUCGACCCUACGACCAAACGAGAAACAACUCCCACUUUGAAGGUUCUUGACAACAUGACUGAUGAUGGCAAGACUCCUCGAGCUUCUGAGCUCUCGCCACAAUCAGACAUUGAGAAUAUGCUUGACAAGCUUCGACUGAAUGACUCCAGGAAGACAACACCUGUCGACGUGAAGACAUCAGCUGCCACCCUCAGCCAUAACGCUAUCACCACAGGAACCCGCAAGACCUCCUUCGUGAAAGAGGCCGACCUGAAGACCGAGUCCAAUGUCAGCAGUGCCAGAGACGACAGAUUCAGUGGCUCAGAGCUGUAUACACCAGCUACCGAAGCCUUCGAUGAGUCCAUCAAGGCUUCGAGUGAGAUGGAACGAGUUAGAAGAGAACUUGAAGCCGCAAGAUCAGUCAUUGAUCAGCAAAAGCGGGAGCUUGAAGAAACUCGUCAAUUCAAGCACACUAUGGAACAAGCUUUGCCUAGUCCUUCGGAGGCAGAUUUUCCUAGGGGUGACAACCAUAUGCCAUCUAUCCAGAGUGCUUUUGAUGUCUCAUCUCGACCAUACUCUAGUGUAAACUGGUCCAAUCGUGACAGCCAAGGUGUUGAGCUUCCUGGAAAUCUGGCACAUGCUGUUCGCCGACAAUUUGGGGCACCAGUCAAUGCCUCUCGCCACACAGGUGACUUUCGUGGCCACAGCUUCGAUGAAACUGCUGCCCUGUAUGGCUCCGGAACUACGACGUACGAUACUACACGAAACCAGGCUGCUCAACGAACCUUCUCUAGUGAUACUAUGGGUCCGUUGUCGCCAGGUCUGCCACCGAUCUCUACUGCUCAUUUGAGUGAGAUCUAUCAAGGCCCCAACAACAUGGGCCGAGCUUUCCAAUACAGAUCAAACUAUGCUCCAGCCUCAACCUAUGGUGCUAUUGGCACGGAGCCACUUUCUGCUGGCAGCCAGUAUGCUGCUUUGGCGCCUGAUGUUAUGCAGCUGCAGAUGAAUCAACACUUGCUUGCUGCUGGCCGUCCUUUGGCAGGCAUGAUGGCUUCUUCUCCAACCACGAGCGACUUUGGUGGAGUUCAGGGAGCGAGCAUGGUACCCUAUGGUACACAAAAUCAUGUUCAGACCUAUGUCACGCCUCUCGAACCCAUGAAUUAUCGACGAUUGCUAGACAAGUCAGUCUCUUGUGACUGGAAGUAUAUUGUCGACAAAAUUGUUUGCAACAAUGACCAGCAGGCCUCCAUUUUCCUGCAACAGAAGCUGAAAGUUGGCACAGCUGAGCAGAAGUUUGAUAUCGUCGAGGCGAUCAUCAAUCAGGCUUACCCUCUCAUGAUCAAUCGUUUCGGUAACUUCCUUGUUCAACGAUGCUUCGAGCAUAGCACGCCCGAUCAAGUCAUUGCCAUCGCGGACGCCAUACAUGGCAACGUCAUCUCUCUGAGCAUGGAUCCUUUUGGCUGUCAUGUUAUCCAGAAAGCUUUUGACUCUGUUCCCGAGUGUCACAAGGCUGACAUGGUUCGCGAGCUCCUCCGUCGGAUUCCUGACACUGUCAUCCAUCGAUAUGCUUGCCAUGUCUGGCAGAAACUAUUCGAGCUUCGAUGGAGUGGCGAGCCACCUCAAAUCAUGGUCAAGGUCAACGAGGCUCUUCGAGGCAUGUGGCACGAAGUCGCUCUGGGCGAGACAGGAAGUCUGGUCGUUCAGAACAUCUUCGAGAAUUGUGUUGAGGAGGAGAAGCGACCGGCCAUUGAGGAGGUAAUUACCAACAUUGACCUCAUUGCCCAUGGACAAUUCGGCAACUGGUGCAUUCAACAUCUGUGUGAACACAGUGCCCCUCCUGACAAGCGACGAGUGAUUGACCACAUCCUGGUGAACGCCUAUGGUUACAGCAUUGAUCAAUACGCCUCCAAGGUCGUUGAGAAAUGCCUGAAGAUUGGUAGGAUCGACUUCCUGGAUCGCUAUCUCAACGUCAUCACCACUGCUCAUCCUGAUCGACCACGAAUCCCUCUUAUUGAUAUUGCUGGUGACCAGUAUGGCAACUACCUCAUCCAGUGGAUCCUGAUGAACACCAAUCAACAACAGCGAGAGCAGGUUGCCAUCCACAUUCGAAAGCACAUGGUCUCUCUGCGUGGCUCGAAGUUUGGAUCUCGAGUUGCUAUGCUCUGUUGCAACCCGGCUUCGGCCACUCGUCCUGGUCCCGGUGUCAUGGUUAAUCCUUAUGGCACUCCUGGUCAACCACGAACCCAAUAUGCUCGGUAUCGAUAG